AAUAAAACUCGCAUAUUAUCACUUUCGAUUUUGAGCUCUUUAAACCCAAUCGUUGGCGAAACGUUACGUUGACUUCACGUUCAGAUUAUGAAGAUUCGGAUGGUAAAUGUAUCAUUCUAUAAGUUGUAGCAUGCGCCAAGAAGAUACUGUCAUACAAAAUGAGUGUUUCGUCAAAUAACGAGUUUGGAAGAGUUUUUGUGACUGGAAUUCCUGAAGAAGUAACUGAAAAGCAAGUGCAUAUCCACUUUCAACAGACUAAGAACGGUGGGGGGGAAAUUGAAAGAGUUACAUUGCUCAGCGGAGGAAAAGCUACGGUUGUUUUCACAGAUCCAAAAGUCGCUAGGGAAGUUGUAAAAAGACAGCAAAUAUUGAAAGGAAAGGUAGUGGAGGUAAAAUUCUUAGGGGGAGAAGCAAAAUCCAAAGUGGAAACGUUUCAAAACGAAGCAAGUUCAAUUGAAACGAGAGCUAGGACAAUUUUGGUUACUGGACUACCAACGGAUGGAGUUACAGAAAAAGGCCUUGAAAUUCAUUUUCAAAAGAAGAGAAAUGGAGGAGGUGAUGUGAAAAAGAUCACAUUAUUACCAGAAGGAAAAGCAUUUGUGGUCUUUGAGGAUCCCGAAGUCGCCAGAGCAGUUGUAAACAGAGAGCAAAUAUUAAAAGGAAAAGUGUUAGAGAUAGAACUUAUGGAAAGGGAAUCAUUAAAAAAGGUGAGAAAGUCAAACAAAGAUAAAAGUUUAGGAGGAAAGACAGCGCGAACAAUCUCGGUUUCUGGACUUCCCGAAGACGCCACGGAAAACAGCGUUUACAUUCAUUUUCAAAAGAAGAGGAAUUCUGGUGGGGAAGUUGAGAAAGUUGAAAUUUUGGGAAAUGGGAAAGCAAUCGUCACCUUCGAAGAGCCUCGAGUUGCUAUGAACGUUGUCAAUACGACUCAAAUGACUAAGGAAAAAGUUCUCGAUGUUAAACUAGCUGAGAUGGAGGAAAGUGAGGAUGAAGAAAUGCCAGAGAAAGAACCUGGAACAAUUCAUAUUUCGGGUCUCCCAGAAGGAACGACAGGAAACAAUAUUCAUAUCCACUUUCAAAAGAAGAAAAAUAAUGGAGGAGAAGUUAAAGAAGUUAAAUAUUUUCCUGAGAAGAAUGAAGCAGUAAUUGUCUUUGAAGAUAUCCAAGUGGCGAAGAAAGUCAUCGAAAAAGAGCAAGUGCUUCAUGGGAAGAAAUUGGUUGUGAAACUUCAAACGACAGACACAGGAUCGAGGAGCGAAAGGCUGGGGAGCGAUGAAGAAGAAAGAAAGUCCGAUAAAGAAAGAACAGUUCUAGUGUUCGACCUUCCUGACGGUACUACAGAAAAUGGCGUUCAUAUCCACUUUCAGAAGAAAAAAAACAUGGGAGGAGAAAUUGAAAAGACCGUAAUUUUGCCAGGAAAUAGAGCUGUGGUUGUGUUUGAGGAUUCUGAAGUGGCAAGAAGCGUGGUCGAAACUCCGCAGCAAAUGAAAGGAAAAUGUUUAACCGUGAUUCUUUUGAAUAAAGAAAGUUCAACGGAAACGAAGAGAAGACAGGAAGAUGAAACCAAAGAAAAACCGGAGACGGAAACAGAAUUGGAAUCAACAACUUCAGAAUCUGUUGGUACGCCAGAGAUUAGCAGAGGCAAAAUGGACGAUGCAGCAUCUGGAGUGACUAACUUGAAUGACAUCGAUCAAGUGUAUGGCAAGGUGACUGCUUCCGUCAAUCCUGUGAUUAUGUCGACUGGGUUGGAGCAGUUUUGGAGCAACGUUUUUAAUAUAAUUCAAAAGUCUUGCGGGGUACAAUGCCACGUUGCAUCUUUCGGAGUUCUUGUAACAGGCAGUCUCAGUCAAGUAACAAGAGCUGGAGAAAUACUAAAUCUUCAGUUGAAAAGGCACCGUCAAAAUGGCUCGAAUUUGAACCAAAGCGACGCGAAUUUCAACCAGCCUGAGGCGACAAAAUCAAACCAAAUGGGAAGGACUCUUAGUCCAGGUGAUCCAACUCCUGAUCAUGACCCAUACUCGAGUUUAACUCCUUCCAACCAGACAUUCAAACCAUAUGACACUGCCAAUAUUAUUGACAACUCGUAUCAACGAGGAUAUUUUGAGAGCAGUGGCAAUUCUUUACAUUGGCAACCUCAAGACCAGUUUUAUCAGGGCAACACUAUAAAUCAGCCCUCAAAUCUUCGGCAACCAGAGUGGAUGAAAAAGGUUCAGAAUGACACGCAUUACAGCAGCGACAACAGUAGAUUCAGAGGUGGACAUCUUAACCAAUAUCCAUACCCAAUGAACGAAAUGAAAUACUUUCACCGCCCACCACCUGGAUUUCCACAGCACGCCUAUUUUCAGUCCCAAUUUGGGUUUGGACCCCCACCCAACACACCUCCUCAGUACACAGCCCGAUCCCCCAGUGCAGGUGAUACACCUUCAGACGUUACCAAUCGAGAAAGGGCUGAACACCAAACCACAAAUCACCAGCACGGAAACACACCGCCGGAAGUUGAAGGUACAUCUCUAAGCAGUACCGUCUUUAGCAACCAAGUAAUGUCACCAAACAGUGCUAGAAACUUUCAUCAACAUGGCUACAAUCAAUUCAACACAACUCCAAACCACUUUGCCGAACAAAUAUUAGCAACAUCUUCCGCUAACGAGAAACCAGUUUUGCCAAAUGGUACGAGCGAUGGUACGACAAACUACCAACCACCUGGAAGAGCCCAACAACCUCUAAACCCUAAAACUGCACCUGAAGGCUCAACCAAACCUAAUAACCAACAUCUCUCAUCUUCAAAUAACAAGCACAGCCGCCCGUUUACAAAUCCAAACGUUCAUCCUCCUACCUCAAUCAAUCCCAGUGACAAUGCUGGCUCGCCUUCAGACGAACAGCCAGACACCCACUUCGAAAAUGUAUCGUCAGCUGGUGACAUAACUCCUAAGUCACCAACUAAUGACCAAAAAGUUAUAGUAAGUUCCACCACGAAGAACCAGGAUGAAUCAGACCCUGAAGCUAUAACAGAAAGUCACCAGCAUCCAUCACCUUUAAGCAACAGCAAUCCUGCCGUGUCAAACCCACUGGUUUCCCCUGAUAUCGGCGCAAACCCACAGCAAACGAACAACGACCAACAACCGGAAACGCCAGAACCUCCCAGCGAUGAAGUAAUCUCAAACAAUUCCAGUAACAAAGCUGAAUCACUGUUAAAUGAGCGGCCCCAAAACUCGGAUACCACAAUCCCGAAGCUACCAGAUGAUGAUCAAAAAAUGACACGAAACACACCACCACCGACAAAGAAGAUGAAACAUCUCUAAACGCGAAACCAGUGGAUCAUGAUGAAAAACCAGCAAGCACUUCAGAUGUCACUAAAAAAUUUCUGCCACCAGAUAGUGGUGACCAGAGUGACUCUUCCUCUGGUUACAACUCAACGAACUCCAAGACAGAAGAAGUUUCUGGUGAGACACCUGGCUCAAUUACUGUGAAACCAUCUAACCCAGCCGAACAAAUUUCAAACAACCAGCCACAGCACAACCAACAACAAGCCACGGAAAAUCUCAACAACAAACCUUCCUGUGAUACGUCAACCUCUGAACCUCGAUCCUCGACAGAAACAGAUAAAAAUUCCGGCAAAAAACGGACCCCUGUUCCUGCGCCUAGAGUAAAGCCCAAACAAAGUCGUCAAAACGCUGCGAAUUUUUCGUCGAAGCCUGAGCAACCCAGACAAGACAGUCCGUUGCUAAAUGAAGCAAGCAAUGACUCGACAACUGAUGAACAAACCUCUACCAGCCGAGCAAGUAAUGGUGAUGACAAUAAUGAAACAACGGAGAAAACAAACAAGUUGGCUGAUGAAGAUAACAUGGAGGACGAAGUGGACUAAAAUAAAAAAUAAUUUUAAGAACAAAGAACUCAGUAUUUUGAAAACGUUAUUUCUGUAAACGUGAACAUUGUUAAAAUGCCUCUCAGCUAAUAUCGUCUAUCACAUUUUUUCGCAGUGCAUGCAGCAUGCAUGAUUUGAAAAACAGCUAUACUGAAAUUAAGGAUUCUCGUCUCAAUAUCUUUUUGUCGCUUCCAGAUAACAUGUGCAUGUAUUUAACAUUAUUUUUACGGAAGAUAGAUGAUUGUUUCUUUAAGGCGUCAGUUCGACGCUUCGAUCUCGCAUUUUGCCUGGGGGAAUAAAUUAUGUUUAAUGAUAUUGAGAAGUUGAAAUACGGAAAUAUAGCUACAUAUUUGGAAAUACGCUUUAUUGUCCAUUAUUAAAAAUGU
This is a messenger RNA of Dendronephthya gigantea, 4248 nucleotides long. RefSeq lists its product as uncharacterized. The record is from RefSeq and is a predicted model, not a curated record. Gene Ontology annotation, molecular function: RNA binding. Lineage: Eukaryota; Metazoa; Cnidaria; Anthozoa; Malacalcyonacea; Nephtheidae. Bases 159 to 3299 code for a protein of 1046 amino acids. The transcript is spliced from 8 exons.